AUGUGGGCUACUCAACGCGCUGCCACAUUGGCCGUUGCGGGCAUCGGCGUAGCGCUCGCCAUCUUGUCGUGCUGCUACAUGGCCGACAAUUACCUCGUCAUCUCGCAUCCCACCCUCUGCACCGGCGUGUCGAACGCCACUCUCUGCUCCGAAGAGUUCCGCGCUGCGCGCCGGCAGCUCAGCGUCCUCCCGCAGACCACGGACACAGUCACAGCCGCCAUGGUCUCCGCGGUGGCGGCGCAAGUCUCCGCGAUCAUCGAUGCCGCCGCGGAGAUCAAGCGCGCCAAUGUCCGCGGAAACCACUUCAUAAACGUCGUCGCGGACGACUGCGGCACGCAGGGCGGCAUCGCGCUGCGGUACCUGGGCCGCACGCUGGACGCGAUCGACACGGACAGCGCGCAGCACGAUCGCGCGUUCUGGCUGUCCGCCGCCAGCACGCAAGUCGGCAACUGCGUCGACGGCUUCAAGACGCUCGCACCCUCUGCCACAUUCCAGCCCGCAUUCGUGCAUCUCGAGACCGUCGCCAAUAAGGCGAGCGACACGCUGGAAGCCGUGGUCGCCAUCGCCAAGAAGGCUGCAGCCGGCCCUCCCGAGCUCGGUCGCAAGCUCGCGUCGUCCGAGCCCGCUGACGUCGCACGAGGCGCCAAGUGGCUGGACGACGACUUUGUCGCACAGCUGCGACAGCUUCAGGCGGAGUUGAACGCCCUCGGCGACGGUCCCAUUCGCGCGAGCAAGGGAUUGAAGGCCAACGCCGUCGUGAAGGGCAAGAUCCAAUCCGCCGUUGACGCCGCUCCAGGCGGUAGCCAAUACGUGAUCUACAUCCCCGCCGGCACGUACCGCGAGCAAGUCGUUAUAGACACCCCCGAUAUUAUUCUCAUCGGGGCCGGCGCCGGCGCUACAGUGAUCACGUACGACGAGAGCUACGGCAGCGGGUCGAGCACGUUCGAUUCGGCGACGGUCGGUGUGAACAGCGACCGUUUUGUCGCAUUCGGAAUCAAAUUCGUGAACACUGCCGGCCCGGAGAACCACCAGGCUGUAGCGUUCCGCGCUACAGGCGACCAGUCGGCGGCGAUCGACUGCGCGUUCGAAGGGUCGCAAGAUACGCUGUACGUGGACGCGGGGCGGCAGUUCUACUCCAACUGCUACAUCGGCGGCACGCAGGACUUCAUAUUCGGCGACGCGGCCGCCGUCAUCCAGAACGCCAAGAUCCAGCUGCAUCCCAGCAAGUCGUUCAUCACCCUCACCGCGUCGGGCCGCGCCAAGGACACGCCGACGGGGAUCGUGAUUCGCGACUCGGUGGUGAGCGCCGACAAGGGCGCGGCGAAGGCGUACCUGGGGCGGCCGUGGAAGAAGUGCGCGUUCACGGUCUUCGUGAACGUCGUGCUGCCGGCCGUUAUCCAGCCCGACGGGUGGCUGUCGUGGAACGAGGGCAGCUGCAUGUUCCUGGCGGAGGCCGGCAGCAAGGGCCCGGGCGCCAAGGGGGCGCGCGCCGACUGGGUGGACCCUGGGAUCAUCUCCAACGGAGCCUCCUACACCGCCGCUGCCUUCGCUGAAUCAUAUUCCCUCACAUCCUCAUCCCUUCCAGUCAUAUCCCCUCACAUGCUCAUCCCUUCCAGUCAUAUUCCCUCACAUGCUCAUCCCUUCCAGUCACAUUCCCUCACAUACUCAUCCCUUCCAGUCAUAUUGCCUAACAUACUCAUCCCUUCUAUUCAUAUCCCCUCACAUACUCAUCCCUUCCAGUCACAUUCCCUCACAUACUCAUCCCUUCCAGUCAUAUUCCCUCACAUACUCAUCCCUUCAAGUCAUAUUCCCUCACAUGCUCAUCCCUUCCAGUCAUAUUCCCUCACUUACGCAUCCCUUUUAGUAAUAUCCCCUCACAUACUCAUCCCUUACAGUCACAUUCCCUCCCAUACUCAUCCCUUGCAGUCACAUUCCCUCACAUGCUCAUCCCCUCCAGUCAUAUUCCCUCACAUCCUCAUCCCUUCCAGUCAUAUCCCCUCACAUACUCAUCCCUUCCAGUCAUAUUCCCUCACAUACUCAUCCCUUCCAGUCAUAUUCCCUCACAUACUGAUCCCUUCCAUCAUAUUCCCUCACAUACUCAUCCCUUCCGACAUUCCCUCACAUACUCAUCCCUUCCAGUCACAUUCCCUCACAUACUCAUCCCUUCCAGUCAUAUUCCCUCACAUGCUCAUCCCUUCCAGUCAUAUUCCCUCACAUACUCAUCCCUUCCAGUCAUAUUCCCCCACAUGCUCAUCCCUUCCAGUCAUAUUCCCUCACAUGCUCAUCCUUUAUAGUCAUAUUUCCUCACAUACUAAUCCCUUGCAGUCAUUUUCCCUCACAUACUCAUCCCUUCCAGUCAUAUCCCCUCACAUACGCAUCCCUUUUAGUCAUAUCCCCUCACAUACUCAUCCCUUACAGUCACAUUCCAUCCCUUACUCAUCCCUUGCAGUCACAUUCCCUCACAUGCUCAUCCCCUCCAGUCAUAUUCCCUCACAUCCUCAUCCCUUUCAGUCAGAUCCCCUCAGAUACUCAUCCCUUCCAGUCAUAUUCCCUCACAUGCUCAUCCUUUAUAGUCAUAUUCCCUCCCAUACUAAUCCCUUGCAGUCAUAUUCCCUAACAUAUUCAUCCCUUCCAGUCAUAUUCCCUCACAUACGCAUCCCUUUUAGUCAUAUCCCCUCACAUACUCAUCCCUUGCAGUCACAUUCCCUCCCAUACUCAUCCCUCGCAGUCACAUUCCCUCACAUGCUCAUCCCCUCCAGUCAUAUUCCCUCACAUCCUCAUCCCUUCCAGUCAUAUCCCCUCACAUACUCAUCCCUUCCAGUCAUAUUCCCUCACAUACUCAUCCCUUCCAGUCAUAUUGCCUCACAUACUCAUCCCUUCCAGUCAUAUUGCCUAACAUACGCAUCCCUUCUAUUCAUAUCCCCUCACAUACUCAUCCCUUCCAGUAACAUUCCCUCACAUACUCAUCCCUUCCAGUCAUAUUCCCUCACAUGCUCAUCCCUUGCAGUCACAUUCCCUCACAUACUCAUCCCCUCCAGUCAUAUUCCCUCACAUCCUCAUCCCUUCCAGUCAUAUUGCCUCACAUACUCAUCCCUUCCAGUCAUGUUGCCUGACAUACUCAUCCCUUCUAUUCAUAUCCCCUCACAUACUCAUCCCUUCCAGUCACAUUCCCUCACAUACUCAUCCCUUCCAGUCUCAUAUUCCCUCACAUACGCAUCCCUUUUAGUCAUAUCCCCUCACAUACUCAUCCCUUGCAGUCACAUUCCCUCACAUACUCAUCCCUUGCAGUCACAUUCCCUCACAUACUCAUCCCCUCCAGUCAUAUUCCCUCACAUCCUCAUCCCUUCCAGUCAUAUCCCCUCACAUACUUAUCCCUUCCAGUCAUAUUGCCUCACAUACUCAUCCCUUCCAGUCAUAUUGCCUAACAUACGCAUCCCUUCUAUUCAUAUCCCCUCACAUACUCAUCCCUUACAGUCACAUUCCCUCCCAUACUCAUCCCUUGCAGUCACAUUCCCUCACGUGCUCAUCCCCUCCAGUCAUAUUUCCUCACAUCCUCAUCCCUUCCAGUCAUAUCCCCUCACAUACUCAUCCCUUCCAGUCAUAUUCCCUCACAUUCUCAUCCCUUCCAGUCAUAUUCCCUCACAUGCUCAUCCCUUCCAGUCAUAUUCCCUCACAUACUCAUCCCUUCCAGUCAUAUUCCCUCACUUAUGCAUCCCUUUUAGUCAUAUCCCCUCACAUACUCAUCCCUUACAGUCACAUUCCCUCCAAUACUCAUCCCUUGCAGUCACAUUCCCUCAUAUGCUCAUCCCCUCCAGUCAUAUUCCCUCACAUCCUAAUCCCUUCCAGUCAUACCCCCUCACAUACUCAUCCCUUCCAGUCAUAUUCCCUCACAUGCUCAUCCCUUCCAUCAUAUUCCCUCACAUGCUCAUCCCUUCCAGUCAUAUUCCCUCACAUACUCAUCCCUUCCAGUCAUAUUCCCUCACAUCCUCAUCCCUUCCAGUAAUAUUCCCGCACAUACUCAUCCCUUCCAGUCAUAUUCCCUCACAUCCUCAUCCCUUCCAGUCAUAUUCCCUCACUUACUCAUCCCUUCCAGUCAAAUUCCUCCACAUGCUCAUCCCUUCCAGUCAUAUUCCUUCACAUGCUCAUCCCUUCCAGUCAUAUUCCUUCACAUGCUCAUCCCGUCCAGUCAUAUUCCCUUACAUGCUCAUCCCUUCGAGUCAUUUUCCCUUACAUGCUCAUCCCUUCCAGUCAUAUUCCCUCACUUACUCAUCCCUUCCAGUCAUAUUCCCUCACAUACUCAUCCCUUGCAGUCAUAUUCCUUCACACACUCAUCCCUUCCAGUCAUAUUCCCCCACGUCCUCAUCCCUUCCAGUCAUAUUGCCUAACAUACUCAUCCCUUCCAGUCAUAUCCCCUCACAUUUUCAUCCCUUCCAGUCAUAUCCCCUCACAUGCUCAUCCCUUUCAGUCAUAUUCCCUCACAUGCUCAUCCCUUCCAGUCAUAUUCCCUCACAUACUCAUCCCUUCCAGUCAUAUUCUCUCACAUGCUCAUCCCUUCCAGUCAAAUUCCCUCACAUACUCAUCCCUUCCAGUCAUAUUCCCUCACAUGCUCAUCCCUUCCAGGCAUAUUCCCUCACAUGCUCAUCCCUUGCAGUCAUAUUCCCUCACAUACUCAUCCCUUCGAGUCAUAUUCCCUCACACACCCAACCCUGCCAGUCAUAUUCCCUCACAUACUCAUCCCUUCCAGUCAUUCCCUCACAUACUCAUCCCUUGCAGUCAUAUUCCCUCACAUACUCAUCCCUUCCACUCACAUUCCCUCACAUACUCAUCCCUUGCCACUCACAUUCCCUCACAUACUCAUCCCUUCCACUCACAUUCCCUCACAUACUCAUCCCUUCCCGUCCAACUGCGUCACAUGCUCAUCCAUAA
Closterium sp. Naga37s-1 is the source of this 4926-nucleotide messenger RNA. The record is from the annotation of a GenBank genome assembly. Lineage: Eukaryota; Viridiplantae; Streptophyta; Zygnematophyceae; Desmidiales; Closteriaceae.